GCAAUCUUACGAGCAGCACUUGAAGGCAGCACAGAGGUGUGUGAGGAACCUGUGUGUUCAUUCAGUCUGAUCUGAGAGCCAUGGAGGCCGAAGGAGGACUGUCGGACGAGGCUGCGUCUGCCGCCUGCAAAGAAGGAGAUCCCAUCACCAAGGACUACAUGAUGCAGCAGACGAUGCUGAGGGUCAAAGAUCCAGCGAGAUCUCUGGACUUCUACACUCGAAUCCUGGGCAUGACCUUGCUCCAAAAAAUCGACUUUCCUUCGAUGCGUUUCACCCUCUACUUCCUGGGUUACGAGGACAAGACGGACAUCCCGGCGGACAUCAAAGAGAGGACGGCGUGGACUUUCUCUCGCAGAGCCACCAUCGAGCUCACGCAUAACUGGGGUUCAGAGUCAGAUAAAAGUCUGUCGUACCACAAUGGAAACAACGAACCGCGAGGAUUCGGUCAUAUUGGCAUUGCUGUUCCCGAUGUUUACGCUGCCUGCAAAUUGUUUGAAGAGCAAAAAGUGACGUUCGUCAAGAAACCAAACUCAGGUAAAAUGAAGGAUCUGGCCUUCAUUCAGGAUCCUGACGGCUACUGGAUUGAGAUCUUAAGUCCUAACAACAUGGUCUCCUUAAUGUCACCUUAACGCAGAGACGCGCUGGGAAACAUUCAGGGCAUCGUGGUUGGAUAACACUGCUGAAACUAAAGACUUCGUUUACAUGACGAACCUCUGAUACCCGCAUAAACUCUGUUCUGUGUCACAGUCCAGCUCCUGUCAGACAUUUUGUUUUCUUGUUGUGUUGCUCGGCGACUGGUGUGGUCUCGCAGAUCUAAAGAUCUUUGUUCAAGUUGUUCCUAUUCUAAAAAAAAUUAAUAAAAGAAACUAAAAAAAACAAACAGAAAA
Molecule: messenger RNA, 887 nt
Organism: Siniperca chuatsi (mandarin fish)
Lineage: Eukaryota; Metazoa; Chordata; Actinopteri; Centrarchiformes; Sinipercidae
Product: lactoylglutathione lyase-like
Exons: 6
Coding region: 81-629 (182 amino acids)
Molecular function (GO): metal ion binding; lactoylglutathione lyase activity
Source: RefSeq, a predicted model, not a curated record